AUGGAUGAAAAGCCAAAAAAUUUAUGGGAGGAUACUGAUGUUGAUAAAUAUCAGUGCCAUGUUACAAUUUCUACUAUUGGUUUUACUAUUAAAUCAGAAAAUGUAGAUGAAAGAGUAGUUCAUAUAGAAGAUUUAGAAAAAAGAAAACAAGCAUAUGGAAUAUGUGGAGAAUGUAAAGAACCUGGUACAGGAGAACGUUGGUGUCAACCUUGUAAUGCUAAAAGAUUUAAAGAUAACUUUAAUAAUUGGACUAGUGGAAAUAAAGAUAUUGAUGAAUUUAUACAACAAUCACAACUUAAUGCUGUACAUUAUUAUAAAUGUCUUGAAUGGAUACCUUUUGAAAAAUUUCAAAAUAUCACUUAUAUUGCAGAAGGUGGUUUUGGAAAGAUUUAUUCAGCUGAAUGGCCUGAAAGAAAUAUUGAAUAUUGGGAUAUUGAAAAUCAAAAAUGGUAUAGAUACAAUUAUAAUAAAUAUGCAUUAAAAAGUUUGAAUAAUUCUUCUGAUAUAUGUUCAGAUUUUUUAAAUGAGAUUAAAUCUCAUCUUCAGAUUUAUCUUGAUAAUAUUGUUCAAUGUUAUGGAAUUACUCAAGAUCCAAAUAAUAAAGAGUAUAUGAUGGUUUUAAGUUAUUGUGAAAAUGGAAAUUUGAGAAAUUAUUUGAAUAACUCUGAAGAAUAUAUUAAUUAUGGAUCAAAAAUUUAUCAAUUACAACAAAUUGCAAGAGGACUUUUAGGUAUUCAUAAUGCUGAAAAAGUUCACAAAGAUUUUCGUUCAGGUAAUAUAUUGCGUGAUAAAGGUUUUCUUUCAUUUAUAAGUGAUUUAGGAAUGUGUCAACCAGCAAAUAAGCAAAAGGUUAAAGAAGAAGGAAUUUAUGGAGUAUUACCAUAUAUGGCACCAGAAGUUUUACGUGGAUACCAAUAUACAAAAGCAGCAGAUAUUUACUCAUUUGGAAUAAUAAUGAACGAAUUUCUUUCUGAAGAAAUUCCUUUUAAUGAUAUUCCUCAUGAUGAUUUUUUAGCUAUUAAAAUUUGUAAAGGACUUAGACCAACAAUUUCUAAAGACAUACCAAAGUUACUUGCAGAUUUAAUAAUAAAAUGUUGGGAUGCUGAAAUAAAAAAUAGACCAACCACUAAAGAAUUGUAUCAACUAUUAAAGAAAUGGUAUGAUGAGAUUGAAGAGAUUGAAGGUAGUGAAGAUAGUGAAGAUAGUGAAUAUAGUGAAGAUGAUGAAGAUGGUGAAGAUGGUGAAGAUGGUGAAGAUGGUGAAGAUGGUGAAGAUGGUGAAGAUAGCAAAGAUAGUAAAGAUAGUGAAGAUAAUGAAGAUAGUGAAUAUAGUGGAGAUAGUGAAUAUGGUGAAGAUAGUAGAAAUGGUGACGAUAGUGAAGAUGUUAAAGAUAGUGAAGAUGUUAAAGAUAGUGAAAAUGCUGACAAUAGUCAAAUUAGUGAAAUAUAUUUUCAAAUAAAAGAAUGUGAUAAAAUUAGAAAAGAAAAAUUCAAAAAUAGAUCAAAUGAAGAUAAAUCCAAAUACUUCAAAACACAUCCACAAGCAAUUUAUACUAGUAGACUUUUAAAUUUCAAAAAUCUUCCAAAACCAGUAAAUUCUUCAGAUGUACCAUCAUUUCAAGUUAAUUCAGAUGAUGUCCCAUCAGUAUCAACAAAUCUAAAUCACAAUUAA
This is a messenger RNA of Rhizophagus irregularis DAOM 181602=DAOM 197198, 1671 nucleotides long. The record is from RefSeq and is a predicted model, not a curated record. NCBI's taxonomy places the organism in Eukaryota, Fungi, Glomeromycota, Glomeromycetes, Glomerales, Glomeraceae.